Populus nigra (black poplar) is the source of this 2449-nucleotide messenger RNA. Its product is annotated as glucosidase 2 subunit beta-like. The transcript is spliced from 16 exons. Gene Ontology annotation, biological process: N-glycan processing. Gene Ontology annotation, molecular function: protein binding. Gene Ontology annotation, cellular component: glucosidase II complex. The record is from RefSeq and is a predicted model, not a curated record. Bases 193 to 2148 code for a protein of 651 amino acids. NCBI's taxonomy places the organism in Eukaryota, Viridiplantae, Streptophyta, Magnoliopsida, Malpighiales, Salicaceae.
UCAUCAACUCCUUCCCUUCCCUGCCUCUGCCAUCCAUCGUCCUCCGUCUAUGAUUCCGAGCUCACACAAUAAUUGAUUACUCUCUCUCUCUUCUCCUCUCACACUCAGAGUCAGAAUCUUCUUGCUUUGCUGUUCGAUACACAGAGAGGGUAACGAAUAUAUAAUAACAAUAAUAAUAAUAAAAAAGAAACAAUGAAAGGAGAGAGCAGCAGCAGCUUCUUCAUAUUAUUUCCUCCGAUUGUUUAUGCACUCUUAUGUACCACAGCUUCCAUUGCUACAUCAGCUGUUGUUCCAAUUGACCCUUUUCUUGGAAUCCCUCCUCAAGAUGGGAAUUAUUACAAGACAUCAUCACCUACUAUAAAAUGUAAAGAUGGAUCCGCUACUUUCACCAAGGCUCACCUCAAUGAUGACUUCUGUGAUUGCCCUGAUGGUACCGAUGAGCCUGGCACAUCAGCAUGCCCCGGUGGGCAAUUCUAUUGUAGAAAUGCAGGGCAUGAUCCCGUUUUCUUAUUCUCUUCCAGAGUCAAUGAUGGCAUCUGCGAUUGUUGUGAUGGGAGUGAUGAGUAUGAUGACCAAGUUAAGUGUCCAAAUACAUGCUGGGAAGCUGGCAAAGUGGCAAGAGAUAAAUUGAAGAAAAAGAUUGCUACAUAUAAGGAAGGGGUUGCGUUGAGAAAAAAAGAAGUUGAACAAGCAAAAAUAGCAUUCGCCAAAGAUGUGGCUGAACUAUCCAAGCUAAAAAAUGAGGAGAAGAUACUAAAAGGGCUUGUUGAACAGCUUAAAGAGCUUAAAGAACAGAUAGAGAAGACAGAAGAGAAAGAACGUUUGCAGAAAGAAAAGGAAGAGAAACAAAGGAAAGAAGCUGAAGAAAAGGUCAAUGGGGAAAAAAGUGCAGUUAAGGGGGGAGCUAACCUAGAAAAAGGCCACGCUGAGGAGAAAAUCGACAAUGAAGACAAAGAUAUGGAAAACCAUGAUGAAAUUGGUGUUUUGGAUGAUUCUCCUGCAUAUCAGGAUGUUGUGGACGAGUUUGCUGAUCAUGGAGCUGAAGAUGAAAGUGGUUAUGCUUCCAAAAUUGAAGGAUCUCCAGAUAGCAAAGUGGAGAAGCAUGAGGGACAAGAGGAUGAAGAGCCUGUCACCACAAAAAUCAAGGAUGAGUCUACACUUGUGCCUGAAACUGGCCAUGAUGUUGGAAAUGAGGUGUCUCAUGCUCAACCUAUGGAAGAGGAGAAGGAUGAAUCCACUGAUGCAAAAGGAUUGUCAAAGGAAGAGUUGGGCCGCCUUGUUGGAUCUCGUUGGACAGGAAAUUCAGAGAAGCAAACUGAGGAAGUUAGGGAUACAAAGGACAACAACCAUGGAGACCAUGAAGAGAUGGCCCAUGACACACAUGAUGAGAAAUAUGAUGGCUAUGCUUCAGAAACUGCUGAUGAAACUGGCAAGGAUGAUGAUGUUGAUGGAGAAGAUGAUGUAGAUGAGACUUAUGAAGAGGAAGUUCGCGAUGAUGUUGAUGAUGCUCCUUAUAAAUCUGACUCUGAUGAUGAAGUUGAAUUUUCAGAUACAACCUUCCCAGGUAAUCCAUCUUGGUUGGAGAAUAUACAGCAAACCUUUAGGAGCAUUCUACAAGCCUUUAAAUUAUUCCAAACUCCAGUGGAUAAAUCAGAGGCUGCUCGUGUACGCAAGGAAUACGACGAGUCCAGUGCUAAGUUGUCUAAAAUACAGUCAAGGAUAUCAAGGCUGACACAAAAGCUCGAACAUGAUUUUGGGACAGAGAAGGAGUUCUAUUCAUUCUAUGAUCGCUGUUUUGAGAGCAAGCAGAACAAGUAUGUUUACAAAGUCUGCUCAUUCAAACAAGCUUCCCAGUCAGAGGGCCACUCAACAACUCGUUUGGGGCGCUGGGAGAAAUUCGAGGACUCAUACCGAGUUAUGGUCUUUUCAAAUGGGGAUAAGUGCUGGAAUGGGCCUGAUCGAAGUUUGAAGGUCAGGCUAAGAUGCGGACUGGAUAAUGAGGUUACAGAUGUAGAUGAACCAAGCCGUUGCGAGUAUGUGGCAUUGCUAUCUACCCCAGCCCUUUGCAUAGAAGGAAAGCUUAAGGAACUGGAAAAUAAACUAGAGUUGAUGAACAAAGAACAGCCACGGAGCCAUGAUGAACUUUAACUUGCCUGGAUGAGUUCACCACAAACAUUCUAGAGGAUGCUGAUCGCUUGAAAACUCAUCUAUUCAUUUUUGGGUUGGUAGUGAGAAAUUUUGAGCGGUAUUAGUACAGUGCUCCCGAAUUUUUUUCUAUUCUGGAUCACACCUUGUGUAACAUGUCGACUUCAUUGUGAAGGUUCGGUCGAGGCAUGGGAGCAAUCAUGACGAAGUCUGGCAGGUUAAACUAAUGAUAAAUAUAGUGACACUUUUAUUGAACUAAGCUUGGAUCAUUAGUACAAUAAUAGAGAGCAUUUAUGUUGCCCUA